AAAGUCUUUGCUCUUAUUAUUUAGUUUGUAAUAAAAGCUAUUUAUUUUUAAACCAUUAUUAAGUUAGGGAUUGGUUCGAAAAUGACAAUUGUUUUGGAAGAAAAGAAAUCGUUGUAUUAUCCGCCGCUUCAUCCACAAAGACGAUGACUGCUACCAGUAUUCGUAGUUGAUCGAUCGCACUUUCCUUCUUCUUUUUCAGAUUACAACAGAAAUGGAAGACAACCCAAAAUUUGUUGCCAUGAAAGAAGACGAGAACAACCCAAAAUCCCCCUUUCCCUGGUUCUCUUUUCUUCCCAAGUUCGACUUCCGAUUGCCUUUCCCGGUCAACGGCGGCAAGAAACUGCCGCCUGUGGUGGUUGAUGAAACUCGAAAGGCUGACAUUGAUGCUCAGAAGCCGGAGUUUGUGAGGUUUCCUAAAGCAGAGUUACCCGUCGCUUCGGUGGAGGCUGAAGCCGAUGUUUCCGGGAAGACUUCCAAUCCAGCGGUCGUCUGGCAGGUAUAUGCCCUGGGUGGGUUUCUAAUAUUGAGUUGGGCAUGGGCAAGAUGGAAGGAGAGAAGGCCCCAAAGACGUUCAAAUGAUGAUGAUGAGGACGAGGACUCCGGUGAUACAUAGUUAUGUGUUUGCCUUUGAACUGCCCCAAUAAAUGUUGAAGUUAAAAUUCUUAAUGCUAGAACCAAUCUUGAGUUUAUACCGUUUAUUUGUAAUUUCAAGUUCAAUCCGUCAUUUCCUAA
Cucumis melo (muskmelon) is the source of this 732-nucleotide messenger RNA. RefSeq lists its product as uncharacterized. The coding region runs from base 212 to 613 and encodes 133 amino acids. The transcript has 2 exons. The record is from RefSeq and is a predicted model, not a curated record. Lineage: Eukaryota; Viridiplantae; Streptophyta; Magnoliopsida; Cucurbitales; Cucurbitaceae.